This is a messenger RNA of Ilex paraguariensis (yerba mate), 3498 nucleotides long. Lineage: Eukaryota; Viridiplantae; Streptophyta; Magnoliopsida; Aquifoliales; Aquifoliaceae. The record is from the annotation of a GenBank genome assembly.
AUGGAGGAAGUAGUUUUACCUCAUGUACAAAAGCAUAAUGUGCAAACUCCUGCUCGCAAGUCCUCAAAAGAUCUGUGGCUUGUUGUACGUGAAGGGCAUGUGGCUGAUGUAGAAAUGGCUUUGGCCCUGUUGAAGAAAAAUGGGGGAAAUAUUGAUUCAAGGAAUGCAUGUGGCCUCACUCCUCUGCACAUUGCGACAUGGAGAAAUCACAUACCCAUUGUUAGAAGGCUGCUUGCAGCUGGUGCAGACCCCAAUGCCAGGGACGGGGAAUCAGGAUGGAGUAGCUUUCACAGGGCUCUGCAUUUUGGUUAUCUUGUGGCGGCAAGCAUCCUUCUCCAGUAUUGUGCUUCUAUCACAUUGGAGGACUCUAAAUCCCGAACCCCUGCUGAUCUCCUUUCUGGGCCUGUGAUAAGGGCCGUUGGGAAUGGAGAUAAUUCAGUGGCUACGGAGGUGUUUAGUUGGGGUAGUGGUGUGAACUAUCAGCUAGGAACUGGAAAUGCACACUUACAGAAGCUACCUUGCAAAGUUGAUUCACUUCAUGGUUUACUUAUCAAAUCAGUUUCUGCUGCGAAGUUCCAUAGUGUAGCAGUUAGCGAUCGUGGAGAAGUUUACACAUGGGGAUUUGGUAGGGGCGGUCGUCUUGGGCACCCUGACUUUGAUAUUCACAGCGGCCAAGCUGCAGUUAUAACUCCCCGGCAGGUGACUUCUGGUUUGGGGGCCCGCCGGGUUAAGGCUAUUGCGGCGGCUAAACAUCACACUGUAGUUGCUACACAGGGCGGGGAGGUGUUCACUUGGGGUUCCAAUAGAGAGGGUCAACUUGGCUAUACUUCUGUGGACACCCAACCCACUCCACGGAGAGUGAGUUCCUUAAAAUCAAAAAUUGUUGCUGUUGCUGCAGCAAACAAACACACUGCUGUAGUUUCUGAGUCGGGUGAGGUUUUGACAUGGGGCUGCAACAAAGAGGGUCAACUUGGUUAUGGUACCUCUAACUCAGCUUCAAAUUACACUCCAAGAGUGGUUGAAUACCUGAAGGGAAAAGCUUUUAUUGGAGUUGCAACAGCGAAGUGUCACACAAUUGUUUUAGGAGCCAAUGGAGAGGUGUUUACUUGGGGUCACCGCCUUGUUACUCCAAGACGAGUUGUCAUUGCUAGAAUUAUUAAGAAAAGUGGGAGUACUCCAUUGAAGUUUCACCGUAAGGAACGGCUUCAUGUGGUUGCUAUAGCUGCUGGCAUGGUACAUAGCAUGGCUCUUACAGACGAUGGUGCCUUGUUUUAUUGGGUCUCCUCUGAUUCUGAUCUUAGAUGUCAACAGCUAUAUUCAUUUUGUGGAAGAACUAUUGCCAGUAUUUCUGCUGGGAAAUACUGGACCGCUGCAGUUACAGCAACAGGUGAUGUUUAUAGUUGGGAUGGAAAGAAAGGAAAGGAUGAGCCACCAACCGCAACUCGAUUACAUGGUGUAAAACGGGCCUCUUCAGUUUCUGUUGGAGAAACGCAUCUGUUGAUUAUUAGUUCUCUCUAUCAUCCUGUAUAUCCUCCUAGUAUUUUAAACAAUCCUCAGAAGCUAAAGAAAAACAUUAGGAAUGAAUUAGAUGAAGAACUUGUGUUUAACGAUAUGGAGUCCGAUAGAAUCUCAUCCGCUAUGCAGACGAAUGAUCUUGUUCACAGGCCUAUACCAAGCUUAAAAAGCCUUUGUGAGAAAGUGGCAGCAGAGUGUUUGGUGGAGCCACGAAGUGCUGUUCAACUGCUUGAAAUUGCAGAUGCGCUUGGGGCAAAUGAUCUGAGGAAGCAUUGUGAGGAGAUUGCAAUUCGUAAUCUUGAUUAUAUUCUCACCGUUUCACCACAUGCUAUUGCUAGUGCUUCAUUGGACAUUUUAGCCAAUCUUGAAAAAUUGCUGGAUUUGAAAUCAUCUGAACCGUGGAGCUACCGUCGGCUCCCAACCCCAACUGCUACUUUCCCUCCUAUCAUUGAUAGUGAAGAAGAGGACAGUGAGACUGAAUUUCUGAGGAUUCGUGAUAGUCAUACAAAAAAACCUACUGCAAAGAAAGAGAAAGACGAGAGGCUAGAUAGCUUUUUACAACCUUAUGAUGAUGCAAAUGAAGGCAUUAGCAAACAAAUCCGAGCUUUGAGGAAAAAGUUGCAGCAGAUUGAGAUGCUUGAAGAGAAGCAAUCUAGGGGUCAUCUUCUUGAUGACCAGCAGAUUGCAAAGCUUCAGACAAGGUCAGAAUUGGAAAGAUUUCUUGCUGAGCUUGGCGUUCCAAUUGGAAAGUUGCAGGCAAAAGCGUCUUCUUCAGUGUCGCCUGAUGGAAAAGGGAGUAAAAAGGUGGAGGUAUCAAGAAAACACAGGAGAAAGAGCAAACCAAGGGCAGCACAAGUAGAAGUCAAAUCUAUUAAUUGUGGGAUCACUCUUGAACCAAACCCCGUAAAGGGUUUCUUGGAUGUUGAAAUUUCUCAAGUCAAGCAUAAGGAUGAUGGCACAGAAGCCAAGCCUAGCCAAGUCACCGAAGUGUCUCCCUUCUGCAUUAAGGAAGACCUUGCAGACAAUCUGAAAAAUAAGAAUUCUUCGAUUUCAGCAUUGAAGAAAAAGAGCAGAAAAGGUGGCCUGUCUAUGUUCUUGAGUGGUGCUCUUGAUGAUAUUACCAAAGAAGAUUUUCCAGCAUCACCGAUGCCCAAAGCUGAGGGCUCUGCUUGGGGUGGUGCUAAGGUUCUGGAGAGAUCCACAUCUCUUCGGGAGAUACAGGAUGAACAGAGCAAAACCAAGGAGACUAAGUCAAUGAGAAGCAAAGAUCAGGUGGAAGCUGUUUCUGAUGGCAAAAAUGGUGGGACACUUCGAGUGAGUUCAUUUCUGACUUCCAAUCCAAUACCUGUGAUCCCAUGUCAGACAUCACAGGUACCUGAUGGAGAAAGAAGCACCCCUCCUUGGGCUUCUGGCACGCCACCUGUCCUUUCUCGUCCAUCUCUCAGGGAUAUCCAAUUGCAGCAGGGAAACAAACUGCAGUGUCUUUCCCACAGUCCAAAGACACGAACCACCGGGUUUUCUGUUUCUACUGGUCAGGUCUCACCAUCAUCAGACUCUUCCGGUCCAAACCGUUGGUUUAAACCAGAGGUUGAUACACCCUCAUCUCUCCGUUCGAUUCAGAUCGAGGAAAAAGCUAUGAAGGAUCUCAAGCGUUUUUACAGCAGUGUUAAGAUUGUGAAGAACCAGUCUUGAAAGCGCCCUGAACAAACGGUAGCUAGCCAUUUGUUUUCAUUUUGUUCUUCUGAUACUUUCCUUUCAGUCAAGGCAAUGCUGUAUAUCGACGACUGUAUAGGUGAUCUCACUGUACAUUCUGCUCUUUUUAGUUUGUAAGGUAGUUUUGUCUUCCUUUUUUCUCAUUCCCUCCUGAGGUUAGAGAUGAUCUGAGAAUUGUUAGUAAUAUGCUCUAAGACCAAUCAUAUAGAUUAUGUUUUGGGGUUGUAUUAGCAACAUUCAUUACUUAAUUAAAUAAAAGGGUAAGUUUAU